Molecule: messenger RNA, 946 nt
Organism: Strongylocentrotus purpuratus (purple sea urchin)
Lineage: Eukaryota; Metazoa; Echinodermata; Echinoidea; Camarodonta; Strongylocentrotidae
Product: delta-like protein A
Exons: 5
Coding region: 139-891 (250 amino acids)
Source: RefSeq, a predicted model, not a curated record
CCUGCUUGCGGUGACCCAGGUGAACCUUUGCAUGGUAAUCGUUUACCAGACGAUAGAACAACUUACUCUGUCAAUGCUACUCUUCAUUUCACCUGUCAGGAGGGCUAUACAUUAUCUGGAGAAAGAGUUUUAAGGUGUAUGAAUAACGGAGCAUGGAAUCAUCAAAGACCAUCGUGUGAAGCCGUCGAAUGUGAGGAAAACCUACCAAACGUCACACUUUCAUCCAACAUGAAACUAGGAUCAGUGUAUCAAGAUAUAGCUGUAUACACCUGUGAAGAUGGUUAUAUUCCUGAUAAUGAACCAACCAGCUUCUGUCAACAUACAGGCACAUGGAGUACACCUAACUUUACAUGUACAGCACUCGGCCCAUGUUACAGUAACCCCUGUAUGAAUGGAGGUACUUGUUAUGAAGUAAAUGGAUCACCAUUUACAUGUACAUGCACACCAAGCUACACUGGUUCCACCUGUGACGAAGAAUCAAAUUCCGCUGGAGGUUUUCCAAGUUCCAUAGCAACUGUCGUAGGAAGCGUUGCUGGUGCUAUUCUUGUGAUUGUUAUCGUUAUAGUUCUCAUCAUCAUCUUUUGCAAGCGAAGAAGCAAUGAAUCAGCCACUACUAAGUCUAAAUGGAAGGAGUCUGAUUCGUCUUCGCAGUAUGAGAACCCUGUAUUUAGUCAGUCAAAGACAGACGCCCAUACCUACCAAGGUUUGAAUACUAUCACCCAUACCUACCAAGAUUGUAAUACCGAUGUUCAGAGCUACGAUGAUACUGCCGACCCUCGUACCUACGAAGAACCUGACCAAGAAGCUAACUAUGAAGAAGUGAAUGGUUCCAAAGAGAAAAAUUAUGUCAACGAUGCUAUGAUAAAACAAAAUAAAGUGUUAUUAUGCUGAUUAAGAAUUUAAUACAUGAGAAGAAGAUAGAUCCAAGUCAUUAAUUUUGAAUUUA